UUCUUUGUCUUGUUUUUGAAGAAGAGACACUAGAACACUCUUGUUACCUCAAGCAAGGAAUGCAAACAAGAAUGAGACUACAAACAUUGUUAUUAAUUAAUCUAAUAAUGAUUCCUUUUGGCCUCGGGAUAUCCGAAGAUAUACCAUCUACUAAGAAAAAUUACACUAAAGAUUGAACAAGAAAACCAUUGUUUUUCUCCCCAGAAACCACGCUUCCUGCUCAAUUCCUAGCCGAUGUCCACAACAAUUGCAUUGAUUUAUCCGCUACCCUCAUCUAUAUCUUCCACCCACUUGUUGCAGUACAACUCCCCCAUUUGGACAUUAAAACAAACAGUUGAUAGACACAUCCGCCAUACACGAAUUCAAUGGGUUCUCUCCCUUCUCCACCUAGACCCACAACACCACCACCGUCACCGGAAUUCUCUCCAUCUCGCUAUCGGGUCUACGCCUCCUUUUGCCUAAGAGAACCGUCAGCGAACAUGAACAUCUCCAACUGGAUUGAAUUUUACAAUCCAAGCAACAACACGUGGACUCCAAUAACUUCGAUUCCAGGCCUGAUUGAUAAUCACGUCUUGAAGGACUUCGUCAUGGUUUCUUUAGGAAGCUCAAUCUACAUAAUCGGUGGUCGGCUAUGUCGGAAACAAAAAGUAGCUGACUCCGAUGAUUCCACUGACUUCGUCGACGAAGAAAUUGUGGUCUUAUCAUCGGUCCGGCGCUACAAUGUCCAGUCAAACGAAUGGUCCACUUGUGCGCCAUUAGGCGUGCCACGUUACAACUUUGCAUGCUCCGUUUGUGAGAAUAGAAUCUACGUGGCAGGCGGGAAAUCCGAGGUGACAAGUGCGAGGGGCAUAGCUCAUGCCGAGGUGUACGAUCCAACUCUUGAUGUGUGGACUCCUUUGCCUAACAUGAGCACCUUGAGGUACAAAUGUGUGGGUGUGACGUGGCAAGGGAAGAUCUACGUGGUUGGCGGGUUUGUGGAGAGAGGGGAUUCGGGUUGGAUGCCGUUUGUGAUGGAUCGGAGCUCCGCUGAGGUGUACGACACCCAAACGGGAAGGUGGGACCUCGUGGUGGGGAUGUGGCAAUUGGAUGUGCCACCUAAUCAAAUCCUGGCCGUUGGUGAGAGGCUGUUUAGUUCCGGUGAUUGUCUCAAGGCGUGGAAAGGUCAUAUUGAAGCCUAUGAUGACAAAGUUAACAUAUGGAAUGUUGUGGAUGGUUCGCACCUUCAAACAUUGAACUCGCCCAUCUCAACCAAUGAUCAAAAUUGGUCUCCCAUCGAACGGCUGUAUUUAACUAUGGCACCAAUUGGGACCCACCUAUUUUUCUUGGCUGGUUAUCGGAUGGCUGGGAAGUCAUCAAGAACAAUGUCAAGGGUGCACAUUUUUGACACGUCGGCAUCUAGCGAUGCUUGGAGACACUUUGAGCCAAUGGAGGAAGAGGGAGAGAAGGAGCUUUGCAGCCACUGUUGUGUUGUUCAAGUAUAAUCAACCACCGAGUUCAUAAAUAAAUAUAUAUAAAGUUAAAUACUUAAAUGUACUAUUUAAUCACGUGCAUUAUUGUCGUAGUUUUCUUAGGUACAUGAUGCCUUUGUCACCUCACAACACGAGAAGCACCAACUUUCUCAUGUGUA
Molecule: messenger RNA, 1627 nt
Organism: Tripterygium wilfordii
Lineage: Eukaryota; Viridiplantae; Streptophyta; Magnoliopsida; Celastrales; Celastraceae
Product: kelch-like protein 8
Exons: 1
Coding region: 366-1481 (371 amino acids)
Molecular function (GO): protein binding
Source: RefSeq, a predicted model, not a curated record